This is a messenger RNA of Chaetomium fimeti, 1377 nucleotides long. Its product is annotated as glycoside hydrolase. Gene Ontology annotation, biological process: carbohydrate catabolic process; fungal-type cell wall biogenesis. The transcript has 2 exons. Bases 1 to 1377 code for a protein of 458 amino acids. Gene Ontology annotation, molecular function: mannan endo-1,6-alpha-mannosidase activity. The record is from RefSeq and is a predicted model, not a curated record. NCBI's taxonomy places the organism in Eukaryota, Fungi, Ascomycota, Sordariomycetes, Sordariales, Chaetomiaceae.
AUGAGGAUAUCAGGGCUUUUGGCCUCUCUGGGCCUGCUGGUGGGAUCCGGGAAGGCGAUCGAGUUGGUCCUUGAGGAUGAAGCCUCCGUCAAGGCCGCCGCUGGCACAAUAGCAUUUGGGUUGGUCAAAUACUAUACCGGAAACAACACAGGCGAUACACCAGGCAACCUCCCCGAUCCAUAUUUCUGGUGGGAAGCGGGCGCCAUGUUUGGGACCCUGAUCGACUACUGGGCGCUGACCGGAGACGACUCGUACAAUGCCAUAACUGCGCAGGCCAUCCUGCACCAAGGGACCGAGAACGCCGACUUCCUGCCCCGGAACCAGACACGCACGCUCGGCAACGAUGAUCAAGGGUUUUGGGGGAUGGCGGCCAUGUCGGCGGCCGAGAAUAAGCUUCCCGACCCGCCCCCGGACCAACCGCAAUGGCUCGCGCUCGCCCAGUCCCUCUUCAACCAGUUCGCAUCCCGCUGGGACGAGGAGGCCUGCGGGGGCGGGCUCCGGUGGCAGAUCUUCACCUUCAACAACGGCUUCAACUACAAGAACUCCAUCUCCAACGGCUGCUUCUUCAACCUGGCGGCGCGGCUGGCGCGGUACACGGGCAACGAGACGUACGCGGUGUGGGCGAACAAGAUCUUCGACUGGGAGGAGAGGGUCGGGCUGAUCACGGAGGACCACACGGUGCGGGACGGGGUGCACGUCAACCUGGAGGACAAGACGUGCAAGAGCAUGGACCCCAACCGGUGGUCGUACAACGCGGGCAUCUUCCUGCACGGCGCCGCCGUCAUGUACAACCACACCAACGCCUCGUCCACCUGGCAAACCCGCGUCGACGGCCUGCUCGCCUCCACCCGCGACACCUUCUUCAACGACGAGGGCGUCGUCUUCGAGCAGCUGUGCGAGCCGAGCGGCUUCUGCAACAACGACCAGCGCAGCUUCAAGGGCUACCUCACGCGCUGGCUCGCCGGCACCACCCAGAUGGCGCCCUACACCUUCGACGCGAUCCACCCCCUCUUGGAAAACGACGCGCGCGCCGCCGCCGCCGUCUGCGUCGGCGACACCGUCGCGCCCGCCUUCAAGGGCCACACCGGCACCGCCUGCGGCUUCAGCUGGACGACACCGGGGAGCUUUGAUGGUUCGGUUGGUGUGGGCGAGCAGAUGAAUGCGCUCUCGGCUGUCAUGUACACGCUAGUGGGCCGCGUGGCCGCGCCUGUUACCGCCGAGUCUGGCGGUACUUCCAAGGGUAACCCCGGUGCCAUGGCGCAUGAGGAGCCGAUCGGGUUCAAGGAGAUCACGCUGGGCGAUAGGGUCGCGGCUGGGUUCGUCACGUCGGCGUUGGCGUUGGGGGUGGUGGCCGGGUCGGCGUUUGUGAUGAUAUAG